Messenger RNA from Colletotrichum lupini, 2892 nucleotides. RefSeq lists its product as uncharacterized. Lineage: Eukaryota; Fungi; Ascomycota; Sordariomycetes; Glomerellales; Glomerellaceae. The record is from RefSeq and is a predicted model, not a curated record. Bases 1 to 2892 code for a protein of 963 amino acids. Gene Ontology annotation, molecular function: oxidoreductase activity. The transcript is spliced from 15 exons.
AUGAGCUCCGCACAAGGCAACAGAGCCCUCUGGCUCUCAUCCUACUCCAAACCCCUCGAAGUAAUCGACCUCCCCAUCCCAGGCGCUCCCACAGGCACAGUCGUCGUCAAGAUUCUCGCCGCGCCCAUCGCGCCCUACACGCACCUCGCCCACACCGGCAAGCUCCCGCAGCUCAACGUCCACCCGCCCUUCGUCCCGAACCCCAAUGCCAUCGGCCGCGUCCACGCCGUCGGUCCGGAUGCCAUGCGCGUCAAGCCUGGUGAUCUCGUCUACGUUGACGCCACUACCCGCGGCCGCGACGACCCCGUUAACGCCAUGGUUAUGAUCGGUCAUCUCGGCGGCGUGGGCGACGCGGGGCAGAAGUUGAUGAAGGAGUGGCGUGAUGGUUCGCUGCAGCAGUAUCAGAAGGUGCCUCUCGAGAACGUCUACCCUCUCGACGAGAAGCGCCUCAUUGGUGAACUUGGCUACGACUUUGCGGCGCUGAGCUCUAUCGCGCAUUACUCCGUUGCCGCCGGCGCCCUCCUCGAGGCAGCGGACAUCAAAGUAGCAGAGACCGUGGUCAUCGGACCCUCAGGUGGCUCCUUUGGCGGUCUAGCCGUCGAAGUCGCUCUCACCGUCGGCGCAAACGUCAUCGCCCUGGGCCGAAGCGAAUCCAAGCUUGCAGCAAUGCGUACCAAGCUCGGCGACAACCCUCGUCUCAAGACGGUGGUGAUGACAGGCGACGAAAACAUCGAUGCGCAGGCGAUCCUCGCAGCCACGCCUAAUGGAGCCGGAGCCGACGUUUUCAACGACUGGACGCCCGGCGAGCUCAAGAACCCGCCGUACCUCGAGGCCGCGGUGCGCACCCUGAAGCGCGAGGGAAGGGUGAUCCUCAGCGGCGGCGCGAGUGAGACGCUGACGAUACCGUAUGCUGUGUUUGGGCUCAAGAAUCUGAAGUUGAUUGGCAAGUGGAUGUGUGAGCGGCCGACGCUGCUGCAGCUGGUUCGUAUGGUUGAGGGAGGUCAGCUGAGGAUCGGGAGGGAGAGCGGCGCGGAGAUCAAGAUUUUCUCCUUGGAUGAGCAUCAUGAGGCGACGGAAUUUGCGAGGGACAAUGUCACCCUGCUUCGUUUCGCGGAUCACUAUUUCGGAUCGAAACUGGUUCUCGGCUUCUUGAAUGAGUAUCGUGUAAAUUUGCGUCAAUCCCGUCUCGUCAUGAUUGGUCAACCAUCCCCGGGUUUCAGUCUAACCGGCGUGACCGACCUGUUCUUCAUACCUGUUGCUUUCGAUUACGCAUCUCUUAUUCCGUUGGUUCAGGAUGGUAGCAUUUGCGGCAAGGUCCUCGACGUGACCUCCUUGUUAGGAUUUCGCCCUACAACUAGUUUCAUGGCAUCGCGGAACCUUGAUGCGUCGGCCGCGGGAAGUGAGAUUGAGCCCGCUCGUGACAAGGAGAGGGGCGGUUUCUUGAGGGGCCUUACUGGGCUGCCACGCUGCUGGAGGUCCCUGCCAGUGCCUCUGAACCUUCUAAAUUGGGCGGAAGGGGCGAACCACAGGAAGCGAUCCUUCCUUCCCCAACCAGGGCAGUCAACCGAAGGGCCGACCGUCGUGGGCUUUUUGGACGGCAUCACUCCUACUGCACCACUGCGGCUUCUCUUGCACCAUCCGCGCACGCGACACGGCCCCAGGUCUCAUCGCCUAGGAGCCGUCAUAUUGCGACGCCUUUCACUGGCCUUGGCACAAAUUGCAAUCACUUGCUACAUCAUCGGUAUCGCCUCCUUUCUCUCCAUUGCUUUGCUGAAACUCAUCAUGGCGGACAACACAUCCACCCCCGCCGACCCGAUGGCCGCAGCCUCAAAUGCCAUGAUGGCCUCAAUUCAGGACUACAUUCGCACCGCCGUCACCACAGAGGUUGCAAAUCUCCCAAACGCAACCCAGCCCGCCCAACUUGCGGCCCUUCAGAGUCGUCUCGAGACUGCCAACCAGGAGAACUCUGAAUUGAAGGAGAAGAUCAAGCAGAUUGAGAGUAAGAAGUCCACUCGCCACAGCGAGCGAGACACCGUCAAAGCGGCCUUCUCCUCUUACCUGGGCUUUCCUCUUCCAGACUCCAAGCUUUCCCGCCAUUCCCACAGCAAGAGUAGCAAGUUCCCCCAGUUCCAGAAGUUCCCUGUCGAAAUUCGCAUGAAGAUCUGGAAGCUUGCUCUCCCUGCCGGACGCAUUUUUGAUCUCUCUAACGUCGAUGCCCACUUCUCUCGUGUUCUCCGAGCCCCGAUUGCCGCCAACAACGGCGCGCCUAACCCGGCUUUGGUCUUGCGCCAGGCCUCCGGGCUCACUGAAAUGAGUGUGACUGCCCACAAGACGCCCAAGCUCCGACUCGCUUGCAAAGAGGCCAACAAGGCAUUCCUUGAGGCAGGUGGCUUCGAAUUUGGCUUGUUCGGUGGCCCAUACAAAGGACUUUGGUACAACUAUUCAGAGGACAUCGUCUUUGUCCGCGAAGAGCCGCGUACCUGGGCCAACCUCGAUAUGUCACGCAUCGUCCGUGUCGCCUUCCCGCAUAAUAGAUUUAUGUGCAAGGCCGAUGCCACCGCCAAGAUGGACACCAUCCUCGAUCACUUCACCUCCUGCAAGGAGGUCAUUCUCAUGCAGACCAUGGAGUGGGAUAUCCGCUCCUGCCUUGCAAGCCCUCGACUGCCUGCCAAGCUUUUCCCGCUACAGGAAGCCGAUCCUAUUAGCACCCAUGACUACCCGAAGGAACUUUCUGACGACGUCGGUAGCGUCGCAACCUGGGGCGAUGUCAAGCGCAUUGUUGCCCAGAUAUGGGAGGACCACGUCGUCAACGUGAAGCAUCUCAGCCCUGUCCGUGUUCCCAAGUUCUCCGGGAUCGAGGUCCUUAAAGCUCGCCCGAGCUACUUUGACUAG